CUUACAAAUACUCCCACAUGAUGUAUAUCGGCCUCUCUAUUUAGUACAUAUCAAAAGAUAACACUAUUAUUUCUGUCAAACGCAAAACUAUGGCAUGAUCCAUAUCCGCCUUCCAAGUCAUCAUAACUUGACCCAUUUUGGGUGUUCGUUUUCAAUUUUCAUUUGACAUUCCGCACGUAUGAAAAGCGUUACUUGAAUUCUGUAACCUUAUUAGAAAGUCGCACAGAAAUGGAUGAAGGCAGAAAGCAUCAAUCUUUCUCAUUUCAAUCGGAUAAUUUCUCGAUCCUAAUUUAUGCUCAGGUAAUUCCGUCUUUGUUUCUCUUAUCUGGAUCCUGGAUUUUGUUCCCUUUAUUAUCAUCCUUGGGUUCGCGUAAUGUUACUGUUUAUUUGCAUGAGUUCUGUUGGAGUUUGCACCAACAUUUUCGUGGGCGUGUUGUUCUCAUGCGGAUUCGUUUUCUGUGUUUUUAUUUGAUGAAUUCUGUGGUUUAUACUGAAGGGUUUCUUGAAUUUGGCUUUUGGUAGCAUUGAUUUUGGGAUUAGAGACCAAAUUGAUGAAAAUGUUGCAUACAUAUGCGUGCAACUUAUUCAAAUCUUCACCAUAUUGCUUGAGAGGAUGAUAAAGAAGAAACCUUUGAUAGAAAAGUAAUUGUUGUUCUGACUUCUCCGCUUGAUUUAGCUUCGUUGAAGUGGGAUCUUUGACCCUGUAAAGAUAGGUUCUUGGGGGUAGUUUCAGAUUUUCUUUUUGGUUGCUGAGUUUUCUUCUUCGGAAGAAGAGAGACGCAUAUUAGUCCUGAUAUGAUAUACAUUGUGCUUCUCUGUUUAGGAAAUGCCUGAGUGUGGAACUUCUAUGUCAUUUAGAAUGCAGAAUGUGAGCUUUAUCUUCUUACUGAUUCUGAGGAUUUGUUUGAAAUUAGGUCUAGAAAUGGAUAGGGACUUUGUAUGUCUUUGGCAUUAAAAAAUGGCUGGGUAAAUGCUGAUUUUGAUGUGGAGACGAUCAAAAGUUUUGGGCUUGCUUUAUCGAAACGUUGCCAGACUUUGAAUUGUUCGUUGUUUCUGAGUUCUGUGCAGCCCACUUGUACAGACCUGUCGAUGUUCAGUUUUUAAUUACUCUACUAUAGUAAACAAAGUAAGGACGUACAAAGUAGUUUUGAUGGCUAUAAAUCUAUGAUGUUUUUCAUGAUGUCAAAUAGCUGAAUGUGUUAUCAUUUUCGGGUUUGCACAGCAUGGUAUUCACUUCGUGACAGAUAUGUAUCUGAACAUAUUGGAAAAUUUGGUUAACUUCUUUAGAGUGUUUUCUCGAUUGAACGGUCACAAGAAUGUAAUUUCUAAUUUUCAUUUCCUGGUUACUACCUGGGUUUAUUGAAUGCAGUUCUAGACUAGCAUGGGCUGAUGUGCUGACUCGUUUUGGUCAUUUUAUACGGCAAGCACAAUGGAAAGUGGAAACUGCUAGGAUUUGUUUGAUUUCAUGAUGGCUAGCUUCUGACAGUACUUCCCAGAUUUUGUUUUCUUUUGCAUAUGACCUUCAUAUCUUUUCUUUACUGGAAUUAGCAGUAAAACUGAAAUAUCUGUGACAUCGGAGAAAAUGCCUACAGCCAAAAAAACUCGUGGCGGUAAAAACAUUCUUCCCUCUGAUAGGAUUAGUGAUCUUCCAAGCAGUAUAAUAGAAAAUAUCUUAAUGUUCUUGUCAACACGGGAUGCUGCUAAAACUAGUAUUUUGUCUAAGAAAUGGAGGUAUUGUUGGUGCAGAAUCCCACAACUUGUACUUGAUGAUACACUUUGGGAUGUAUCUGCAACAAAUCAAAAUUUACUUAGGAAAAAAUUGGUAGAAAUUCUAUAUCAGAUCCUGUCACUUCAUCAGGGGCCUAUAUUCAAGUUUGUUCUCUCCAUAAAUGACCUUGAAGGUUGUAAUGAAAUUGACAACUUGAUUGUGUUUCUUUCAAGGGGUGGGGUCAAGGAGUUUACCCUCAAACUCUGGCUUGGGGAACACUACAGAAUGCCUUCAUCAUUCUUCUCGUGUCAGGAGCUUAGGCAUUUGAAUCUAUGGUCAUGUCUAAUAACCCCUCCCCCUACUUUCAAAGGGUUCAGUCAACUGAUUAGCCUUAGGAUGCGUCAAGUAGAUAUCCCACCAAAAGUACUCGGAAAUUUGAUCUCCAGUUGCCCCCUGCUGGAGCAGUUGAAGCUGGAACUCUCUGAAAAUUUGAACUGUCUUGAGAUUGUUGCACCUAAACUGAAGUCAUUCAUCCUAAAGAGCCCAAUAAAAUGUGUCUUUUUUAAGAAUACUCCAGUGCUUGCGGUUGUUUCACUUGUUCUGCAAAAGAACGAAGAGGAGGAAAAUUUCCGGAAGGUAGUAAAAGGUAUGAAUGAUUAUUUUUGUUGCCUUCCUCGACUUGAGAAUCUACAUCUGGACUAUUACUUCAUCAAGUAUUUAUGUGCAGGUGGCAUCCCAGAAAGCCUCACUACUGCUUUGAUCCACCUUAAAGUUCUUAAACUAUCCUAUGUGUCCAUGGAUGUGUUUGAUGAGAUUUCCUUUGUUUUUUGCCUAAUGAGAAGCUCCCCCAACUUACAAGAGAUGGAAUUUUCAUUCUAUACUGUGGGAGAAGAUGAAGCAAGCGACAUGGAAGAGUUUGUGGAUGCGCAAGACUACUCAGACAUCAUCUUAAAUAUGCUUCAAGAAGUGAAGCUGCAGUAUAUAACUGGAACAAGGCCCGAGAUGCUGUUCAUAAAAUUUAUCCUGGAAAGCUCGCCAAUUUUAGAGAAAAUGGCAAUAGAGCCUGUGGCGGAUGAAACUUAUGACGACAAAUUCAUUGAGAAUGCAAUUUUAAAAGAAUUGACAAAAUUCCGACGAGCUUCACCUCGUGCACAAGUCAUUUAUGAAGAUCCGGUUGAAGAUUGAAUGACAAGCGUGGCAGAGAAAGAAAGAUAGAUAGGUUAAUGACUCUCAGGCCUAAUGCAAGUGCUAGCAGGCAAGUUAUGCAAUUUCCAGUUGAUUUACAUAUUCACAUUUUGGCAACUGCAUUAUUUAGACGUUUUCCAAAUUCAAAAGACCUAACUGAAGGAGUGAUUGGGACCUUUCCAAUUUCGUUUGCCUAUCAUUAUUUAAGACCUUUCUCUGGAAGAUUGCCAUACUUUAGGAGUUUUCAACCCUUAACUUGUAACCACUACUAACUGUUGCCGUUUGAGGUACACAUCAAUGAAGCAUGUGGCUGAAAAAUAUAUAACCAUCAGCAUGAUAAUAUAUCAUGCCACAAGGUACUAUUGUUUCAGUCGUGAUUAGUGCGCAUGUGGAGCAGUUCAUUUUUCAUGAUAUUGAUGUAUGAAAAAUGGAUGAAUGAGUGGAUACGUCUCAACGUCCACUCAGUGUUCUAAUUCAUCGCAUCAUUUUAAAAUUGAUCAAUUAUGUUCUAAGGUUAUCAAAAUUGAGCUUAUUAUCCCAUAAUCUGCAAAACAAC
Molecule: messenger RNA, 3449 nt
Organism: Oldenlandia corymbosa var. corymbosa
Lineage: Eukaryota; Viridiplantae; Streptophyta; Magnoliopsida; Gentianales; Rubiaceae
Source: the annotation of a GenBank genome assembly